Molecule: messenger RNA, 4504 nt
Organism: Cyprinus carpio (common carp)
Lineage: Eukaryota; Metazoa; Chordata; Actinopteri; Cypriniformes; Cyprinidae
Product: zinc finger protein ZFAT-like
Exons: 15
Coding region: 298-3999 (1233 amino acids)
Biological process (GO): regulation of transcription by RNA polymerase II
Cellular component (GO): chromosome
Molecular function (GO): chromatin insulator sequence binding
Source: RefSeq, a predicted model, not a curated record
AAUGUCUGAAUGUCGCAUUACUGAUUACAAGAACACAGCAGGUUUAACCUCCAAGAUAAUCCGAGUAGGGCAAAAUGAGCUCCAGGCCGCAGGUGGCGCGCGCUUCGACACAGAUGCUUUUUUUUUUUUUUUGCUUGAAGACGAAGAUCCAUCCGCCAUAUUUGUUAUCGCAGAUUCGACAGAAACCUCUGCAGAAGUAAUUUAAGUAUAACGAAUGCAUUUAAAUUGCUCUCUGACAAUACAAACAACGGUUAAAUCAUUUUCGAGGCUGUUUUAGCUAUUGCUGAUUUAAAAAGAAUGGAUCCAGUGCAAGCAGACGUUUCUUCAGUCUUCAUGUGCAAAAUAUGCAACUUGUUCUCUCCCAGUAAACCAUUGCUGCUGUCUCAUGUUAAUGAGACUCACUCCAAUGAAGGAGGUGAUCCUGACACUUGUAUUAUAGCACUUAAGCCUUUAACAACUCAGGAGCCACAGAGUUCAGAAGUUGUUGUGAAAAGAAAGCGUGGAAGACCAAAAGGCUCUACUAAGAAAGUCCAACCAGAAAAGGUCCUGAAAAAUACACCCAAUCAGCAGGAGAAAGAGUCCACAGAAAUACAGCCGCUGGCAGUAGCUGAAGAGCCAAGGGCGGAUGGCAGUGAUCUGGAGUGCAAGAAAUGCAAUCGCGUGUUCAGCAACAGGCGACAAAUCUCCAAACACAUUUGCUUCGUAGGACUGAAAGAGGCCGCUGAUGAUAUAGAGUACAAUGGUAAUAAUACUGAUGCAAAUAAAAUCAGUGAUGAAGAGGAGGAGAAAGAGAGGACACCAAAGAAAGCUUGCGUGAUGCGGACAGAUAAGCUGUCCAGUGCAAAGGACCCUGAAUCAGCAAGCAGCAACAAAAACCCUAUUAUCAGUGUGGUCCUUACCAGUCACGAGGCCAUGCCUGGUGCCUCUAAGAUAGUUCCUAUUGAAGCAGCUCCAGCUGAACCGUCCACCCAGACUGUUGCAGACGCAGGGUCCCAGGAGGCAGCAGUGAAAAGGGGAUACCAGGAAUAUGCCAUUCAGCAAGCUGCUUAUGAAGAACCCCUCAAAUCAAACAGGUUAGGACAGACGCAGCUUAAAAUCUUCACAUGUGAAUACUGCAAUAAAGUCUUCAAGUUCAAACAUUCACUGCAGGCUCACUUAAGAAUCCACACAAAUGAGAAACCAUUCAAGUGCCCGCAGUGUGACUACGCCAGCGCUAUAAAGGCCAAUCUUAGCGUUCACAUGCGGAAACACACCGGGGAGAAAUUCAGCUGUGAGCUGUGCUCAUUUCAUUGCCUCAGCAAAGGACACCUCAAAGUGCACGUGGAGCGAGUGCACAAGAAGAUCAAGCAGCACUGCCGAUUCUGCAAGAAGAAAUACUCGGACGUGAAGAACCUUCUAAAACACAUCCGCGAGACUCAUGACAUGAACGACAAGAAGGUACAGGACUCCUACAAUGAGUACAGCCUCCAGACCAGGGAGGGCAAGAGACAGCUUCUGUACAUCUGUCAAAUAUGCAACCGCAAGUUCAAGAACGAGCUUGAGCGCGACCGUCACAUGAUGGUUCAUGGCAAGGAGAGACCCUUCGGCUGCGAACUCUGCGAUCACGGCUCAACCAAAUUCCCAGCCUUGCAAGCCCACAUCCGAAAGCAUCCCUUCAUCUACGUGUGUGCCAUUUGCCAGGAAAAAUUUGUCAGCUCUGUGCGACUAAGGUCACAUCUCAGAGAGUUCCACCCGGAAUCAGAUGAACCCUCAGCUUUUGCAAACUCCAUCAAUUCCAGCUUUUGCUUGCUUAAACCAGGCGAUGACAUUCAGAAGGACAUGUUGAAUCAGGAUGAGCUUAAGAUCACAGAAGAGCUGUCACAGCUCAAUGCCCAGGAGCUGUUAACCACAGAAAUCACUUGCAUGGCUCAAGAGGACCUUCAGACUCAGUGCUCUGAUAGUUUAGUGGUGGAGUCAGACCUUCUUGUACAGAACUCAAAGGAUGAAAAUCCCAUUUCAGACAGUAUGAAUGAGACAAUAACACAAGAGAUGGCCUGUGAAGAUGCGAUAAAUGCCCAAAAACUUCAAGACGAUCCAAUUAAAACGGAGUGCAGUAUGACAGAAGAUCAGAAUCCUGCUGGAGGACCUGCACCUUUGACACCUGAAAAAGCACAAACGCACUCUGAGCAGUUAAUAUCAAAGGAUACAUUUCCACAAACCAAGGAAGACGUGAUUGUUCCACAAACUAACGCCGAUGAGGAAUUAGUCGGUUCAGAGCAAGAAGAGAUAUCAGCUUUCAAGCAGAUUGUAGAGCAGAUGCAAAAACGACAGCUUAACAUGGAAGUGUUUGAACGGAUUCGGAAAGUGUACGGAGACCUUGAAUGUGAAUACUGUGGUAAGCUUUUCUGGUAUCAGGUGCACUACAAUACACAUGUGCGAACUCACACGAAAGAGCACCUCCAUUACUGUUCUCAGUGCAAUUAUUCCUCCAUCACUAAAAACUGCCUGAAGAGGCAUGUGAUCCAGAGACAUUCGGACAUCCUGCUGAAGUGUCCCUCCGAAGGAUGCCUUUACUGUACACCUGACAAAUACAAGCUUCAGGCUCAUCUCAGAACCCAUUCGGACAUAGUCAAGAGAAGUUUUACAUGCCCAGUGUGUCAAGAGUCUGUUCCUGAGGACAAAGUUAGAGAGCAUAUUAAAAGCAACCAUCCAGAUGUGUCUCUGAACCACAUCUCGGAAACGUUGGGAAUACGUGUACAUGUGAAAGGAGUGAUCGGGAAACGAGCCUCCAAAUGCCCGUACUGUGAUUGUUUCUUCACAAGGAAUGGGGCAGAUCUUCAGCAGCACAUAUGGGCUCAUGAAGGGCUGAAACCGUACAAAUGCUCACAAUGUGAUUAUGCCUCAAGAAGUAAAAGCAACCUCAAAGCUCACAUGAAUAGACACAGUACUGAGAAAACACAUCUUUGUGACCUCUGUGGAAAAAAGUUCAAGUCUAAAUGCACUCUGAAAAGUCAUAAGCUCAUGCACACAGCAGACGGAAAGCAGUUCAGAUGUACUGAGUGUGACUUCACUGCUGCACUGAGACCGCAUCUCCUUCGUCACAUGGAGCAACAUGCAGCUUUCAAACCUUUCCGUUGUGCGCACUGCCACUACUCGUGCAACAUUUCAGGUUCCCUGAAAAGACACUAUAAUAAGAAACAUCCCAACGUUCAGUACAUCAAUGCUGGAACAGGGGCGUCCAGUUCUGAAACUGUGACAGAACAAGGCAAGUCCUUCCUCACCAGAAUGAAACCAGCCUUAACCGUACAACAUAUACAUUGUUGCUUUUUGUUAGACAUACAGUGUUGCCUCAAACUGCAUCAGUGUGUGUGUGUGUGUGUGUGUGUGUUAUCAGGUGGAGUCAAAUGUCCUGUGUGCAAUUACGUUUAUGGCACUAAAUGGGAAAUGAACAGACACCUAAAGUGCAAACAUGGUCUCAAAGUGGUGGAGACUGACAGUCUGGGUCUGAAUCAGUGGGAGGUAGUGGAGUCAGUGGAGGAGCCGGCCAUGCAGUACCUUCACAUAGCUGAGACUGAGGAUCCGCAAGGAACAGAGACUGCUGUAUCAGCUCUGCAGGACCUGCGCUUCAACACACAAAAUGGUGUUGUGUCUGCCACAGCGGGAGACAGACUAGACCCGGCGUCUGUCAACAUCCUGCAGCAGAUCAUUGAACUGGGCUCAGAGAAUCAUGAUGGCGCUGUGGCUUCUGUGGUUGCCAUGGCUCCCGGUACAGUUACCGUUGUAGAGCAGGUGGAGGAGGAAGAGCCGCAGGCCAACCAUGCCAUGAUGAUCCAGGAUGCACUGCAGCAGGCCACAGUGGGCCUGGGAGAAGAGCACCAUCUUGUGGUUUCUUCAGAUGAUAUGGAGGGCAUCAAAACUGUUACAGUGUAUACACAGGGAGAAGACGCAUCCCAGUUCAUAGUCUACGUUCAGGAGGCAGUUCAGGAGGCUGUGCAAACUGAGGAGACCACCACAGUAUAGGGCAUAGUAAGAUGGGGUUUUAAAACUACUAGCUAGCCAGCUCAAAUGCUAUUCUAGUGUUUUGUUUUGUUCUUUUGCUAUAGUUACUCCAGUCAGGUCUUGAACAGACUAUUGCAGCCAUACUUAUGGGUUAUAGGGACCUAUCUUGCACAACUGUAAAUAAUCAGAAAUGAAAAGUAGCAGUGAAUAGUCAUAUCCUUGUGCUACAAAAAAAAAUCAAUGUUUCCUGACUAGGGGAAUCAGCAGAAGCAAUAAGGUUUUAAGUCUUUGCAAAAAUCUUGAGACCUAUCACAGUAGAUAAAGCCAAUUGCACAUAACACAGAAUCUAUUUUAGAAAUUAGAUCUUUAUUAUGUAGAAUUUUUUUUCAUGUACUAUCAUUGCCUGCAAGUGUAAGUAUAUAUGUAACAGAGUUACUGUGUUACUCUGUCCUUCACAAAUUUUUUUUUUAUAUAAAACUCCCAUACAGUGUAUGGCUAUCAUAAUAAUAAACUUUAUUUAAUGGGU